This is a messenger RNA of Microthlaspi erraticum, 987 nucleotides long. The record is from the annotation of a GenBank genome assembly. Lineage: Eukaryota; Viridiplantae; Streptophyta; Magnoliopsida; Brassicales; Brassicaceae.
AUGCAGUACAAGAACUUGGGGAAAUCGGGAUUGAAGGUGAGCAAUCUCUCGUUCGGAGCGUGGGUUACGUUUGGGAACCAGCUCGAUGUGAAAGAAGCCAAGUCGAUUCUUCAGUGUUGCCGGGAUCACGGAGUCAAUUUCUUCGACAACGCCGAGGUUUACGCCAAUGGUCGCGCGGAGGAGAUUAUGGGUCAGGCGAUUCGUGAGCUGGGCUGGCGCAGAUCGGACAUCGUCGUCUCCACUAAGAUCUUCUGGGGUGGUCCUGGCCCCAACGAUAAGGGUUUAUCGAGGAAGCAUAUCGUCGAAGGAACUAAAGCUUCUCUCAAACGGCUCGAUAUGGAGUACGUCGAUGUCCUCUAUUGCCACAGGCCGGAUUCUUCGACGCCUAUCGAAGAGACAGUGAGGGCAAUGAACUAUGUGAUAGAUAAAGGUUGGGCAUUCUACUGGGGAACAAGUGAAUGGACAGCUCAACAGAUCACAGAGGCUUGGGGAGCUGCUGACAGGUUGGAUUUGGUCGGUCCCAUCGUCGAGCAGCCUGAAUACAACAUGUUCGCUAGGCACAAAGUUGAGUCAGAGUUUCUUCCUCUGUACACAAACCAUGGGAUAGGUCUCACCACUUGGAGCCCACUCGCAUCUGGUGUCCUCACUGGUAAAUACAACAAGGGAGCUAUUCCUUCAGACAGCCGAUUUGCAUUGGAGAACUACAAAAACCUUGCCAAUAGAUCACUUGUGGAUGACGUUCUGAGGAAAGUUAGCGGGCUCAAACCGAUUGCUGAUGAGCUGGGUGUAACCUUGGCUCAGCUCUCGAUCGCGUGGUGUGCUUCAAAUCCUAAUGUCUCAUCCGUUAUCACUGGUGCCACAAGGGAGGCACAGAUUCAAGAAAACAUGAAGGCUGUUGAUGUUAUCCCAAUGUUAACACCACACGUUCUGGAGAAGAUCGAGCAAGUGAUACAGAGCAAACCGAAACGUCCUGAAUCAUACCGGUAA